ACAAGAUUAGCAUACGGGCGAGGGGUCCGCGCUGUUAAGCUCCUGUGCCGGAAUUUCUCUUCAGCUCACAGCGACACAGUUGACCAACUGAACGCUGUUGUCGAUUGAUGGUAUCAGUUUGAGGUGGAAAGCAAGACGCGAACAGUGUGCUCUGGACUGCCGUGAAAACAGGACGUAUUCCUUCGCCAGUGGAGGGCGUAUUGUCCGAAUGAGUCAGGAAGUGUAGAAUGUGCUUCACCGGGACAUCACGCCAGCUCCCGUAACUAGAUCCUCCCCUUACACAAAUGCUAAGAGAGUUCAGAGGGAUUUCCUUCAACAGUCCCGCUCCCCGCUUCAUUGGGAAGCGAACGGUACACACACUACUAAACUGACAGCGCCGCGCUAGCUUCUCUGCUGUGACACUGCGCGGAAAACAAGGACAGGAGGGAUUGGAGACUGAACUGUUGAAGUUUAAACUUCACUGUGUUGUGUUAUUUUGUUUCGUGACUGUUGGAUCAUAAACGGUCAAAAUGCCGGUUGAAGAUAGUUUGAUCUGUAAAAAGAAUGUGCUGUACAUUGGAAGCUCCGUGCCUCUGGAGACUUCGGAGGGAUUGGAUGCCAUACAGCAACCCCUCAAGGAACACUACCCGGUAGAAGAGGGAUCUACUAUUGACGGAAUGAAAUCCAUCCUCACCGUCCUACCGACGGGGUUGCAGUUGUUGCUGAAUGAUGACGAUUCCGGGACGAUUAUCUGGUUCCCGAUCACCUCACUGACACUAUGUGCUGCUGUUCGAUGUAUCAACACCGUCAACACCGCCACAGGGGAAAAGGUUGCCAAGUUUGUUUCUCUAAGCUCACCCGCUGCUGGUGGACUCAAUUCUAGGAGGCCGGCAAUUUUCACAGCGAUCACCCGUCGCACUAAAGGCAAGAAGGUUUUGGAGUGCCAUGGGUUUGUUUGUGAAAGUUCAAGGGACGCUUUGGAAUUGGUGCAGAAAACUUCCACGGCCGAUAAAAUGAGCAAAGCAAGAAUAAACGGUACUGUCCUUCCUUCAACACCUUCUUAUUCAGUUGAGAACGUUGCUAGCCCGGUGCUGCGGUCGUACGGAGUGGAUAACGUUGUUACCUCGGGUAAAACAACGCCUGAAACUAAUACUCUUCUCCGCUCACCUGUGAUGCAGGACUACCCCGUCAGGCUGAUAUCAGGAGAGAGACGACUCUCCUCUACCAACGGAGUUGCGCCCGAGUUUAUGGAUAAUCCACCAGAACACGGGUACUUCUACAGCACCAAGACGUCAAAGGUAAAGAAGUAUACUGUAGAUCCCGUGUCAGAUGCGGAAGCAGAUUAUCUGAACGUGUCUUCCCAAGCACCGUUUGCAGCCAGACAUGCAGGAGAUCGGAGGUCAGUUUACAGUCAGCCCGUCGCCGUGGCUGCCAUGCCCCCCGGGACCUCCAUGACCCUGCCCCACCCACGACCCCCACCUGUCGUAUCUGUAAGGGCAGUCCCACCUCCUCCACCUACAAUGAUUGCUGCUCCCCCACAAAUGGUUCGUAGAGGGAGGUUUUUCUCUCCACCCCCAACUCUGAUGCGCCCGAGGGUAGUAGCUGGGUACCCCCGCCGGGAUCCACAUGUGUUCGUGCCACCACCGCCGGUUUUCAUUGACGCACCGUACGUCAUCAAACGACGGCCCCAGCGAAGGGGGUCACAUUCGUCAGGAUCUGGUUCAGGAUCAUCCCGGUCUUCAUCACCAAGGAACAUCCACGAUGAGACAUUCCCUAAGAGACACAUGAACGGCGAUAAUGGUGACCUUUCAAGCGAGCUCAGUUCCAGACCCAGAACCCCACCCACAGAUUACGAGUCUAGACCCAGGGGCCCCAGGAUUAGCCGCAGGGAGGACUACGACCUUCGUCACCGCCCUCCCCUGGGUGCAUUCCCAUCUAACGGUUUUGCCUCCCCUCAACCUGGUUACUACAUGUACGGCCCACAGCGUUACCCAUACAUGCCCAUGUACGUGGAGGGUAGAGCCAGAUCGGUGCCCCCUCCAGACGGUAAGGGGAAGAAGGGGAAGAAAGGGAAGAAGAACAAGAAGGAGAAGAAGAGCAAGAAGAGAGUGUAUGGAAUCCCGAGUGACUCUACAGACAGUUAUAGCGGAUACAUGUCAGAGAACCCCAAUAUGUUUGACAGAAGCUACCCAAGACUGCCACGAGACUUCAGGAAAAAGGAAAAUAUGAAUAUGAGUGAGAGGGCUUUCUCCAAGAAUCUGGAAGCACAGAGCAGGAACCCCCACUCACAUGAGGCAGGCAUGUCGGCUUAUGCCCUCAACGAACAUAUGGCAUCAAGAGUUCGGGGUGAGGACGAAUUUCAUAUGUACUAGGGGGUGAUCUCAAGAUACUUCAAUUGGAAUAUAUGUGUGUCCACCUGAACCUGUCUUCAUCGGCUAACAGCAGACUGAAGUGACCUGCUCGUGGAUUUCGCAAGAUGGCGACACACGCAUGACGUGUAGGAAUUCUGGGAAGGUUGCAGGAUGGUACACUGUGUAUGUUUGUGAGGAUCGACUUGACCCCCAGCGCAAAGUGACCUUUACCUGAGUUGGUGAGAAACAUGUUAAUGAAACAGCAAGCUGACAUUUAGGUUUGCUUUCGGAGAGGUCAAAGGUAAAGGGUGAAGGUCAAUAGAGAGGUGACGCAUCAGGUGAAAGGUCAACAAAUGUAAACAAUAGAAUAACUACCACGAGCAUUAUAAUACACGUGAUAUAUAUAUGUGCAAAUGUUAUACAAAAUGUCAUACCAAUUCAUGUACAAAGUACCAAGUCUACUCAUACGCAAACGAUAUGAUCUUGUACAUAAACAUAACGCUGGGUCAUGUAUUGCGGCCAAUCGUUGAAGCAGGUCUGAUAUAUCGGCAAUAUUGUGAAGUGAAGCAUAAUCCAAGGUAGUUAUAGCAACGAUUAACUUAGAAACUUACAAGAUAGAAAUUAACAGGGAAUGCGAUUUAGCAAGUUUUGUAAGAUUCCACAAACUGGCUCCACUGAUUACGUUGACAUUAAUUAAUGACAUUAAUCUCGUACGCAUUUCCUAACUAACCCUGCACAGUUUGACAUUAUGUACAUAGACUUGUAAAUCUCGUUCGUAUAGUUUAUUAAUGGGCACUGAUAGGACAUGGAAACAAACUUUGAAGUUAGCACCUAACUACAGCAACUGUGUCCCGGUUUACAGAAAGCUGCUGAGGUUGCACCCCAGGGCAGGUUUUGCAAAUACUAAUCAAACAUAUGUACACUUCGAACUUGACGGCAAAGUCAAACAUUGCUCGGAAUUUGUCCUAAUUCAUCAAACAUUGAAUGCGAGAAAACACGAAAUGCUCUUACGUUUUUCGAAACUAAUUAUUGAUACAAUAUAUAUGUAUAUUCGUACAAUAUUUGUCUCGCGAUGAAAGGAAACUCUAAUUGGCUACCCCUUUGAAGCUAAUGCUGUUACCCGCUGUACAUAACAUACUCAACCCGGUUUCAGAUUUACCAGGCUAAUUACAUAUUUAAACUACUUUGUGUUGUCAUUCCCGAUCCGGUUUAAUCUUUCUGCAUGGAACGCGUUUCAGAAAUCAGUGUGCACACACUAAUUACGAUUGCUAAUUGACUGGCUGCUGUCUACAAUAGCGCAUUUGUGUAAACUGGGUUUGUGUUCGUGUUAUUGCGUAAUAUUUCAACACCCCGGAGGCUAAUACUUGAGCUGUCUGUUAAAAUGAUCGCUGGUGAUCACAAACAUUAGCACGCUAUUUAUGACCUUGUAAAGUCACGAUCUAUUCGAAUAUAUACCUUAGGCUUCUGCAUAAUUUAUUCCACGUUAACCAAAACAAAAUGAACAUGGUAUCCCUUUUCCUGUAUAUGUACAACUCAUUAAUAUUUUAUCAACUUUCAGAAACAUAAACUAUUAAUGUAUGUUUUUACAUUCCAGUAAUUCAGGUCAAAUAGUGGUAUCGUUUUCUUAUGUUAAAAACACAUUUUGACAUUCAAGAUAUCGCACAAUUCGAGAAUUUGAUAUUGCAUUAAUUAAAGCGAGGUGUAUUGCUUGGCAACAGAAAGUGUUCACUCGAAAAUUGGAUUUGACCGCAAACAUAUAAUGUUAAUUGUCUGAAACCAUCAUUGCUAAGUUAAGUCCAAAUCAUACUACCUGUCCAUUACCACAAAUAACACUCGAUGUUUUGUUUUUUAAUUUUUAUUUUAAAUUUGAGACGCUAUUGUAAAUUUGCCCGAGGGUUCAUACUGUAACGUCUCAAAUUCCUUAUCAACUUAAACUUACAUAAUGUGCAACAUAUUGUGGCAUGUGUCGAUAAAUUCAUAAUGCAGUAUCGAAUUGGUAUUAUUACCUGCUAGAAGUCAUUAUGAUGCUCUGUUAUACGUGAAGGUCUCUCUAACAUAACCAAAUCGACAUUCUAUGUCUGGGUGAAAGAUCGGAAGCUGAUAUUAACACAGGAGAUCGAUGGAAGCAUAUCGCUAUAUAGAGGCCAGCGGGGUGUUGACACGUGGAUCAUAUGCUUGCCUGUACGUUCUUACAGCUCCCUCGUCUUUGUGAUGCUUUCAUUUGUCAUAGAAACUAGUUUGAUCCGAACAAAUAUUUUGGCCUUUCAAAUGCGAGAAGCAAAAUGCCAAAAAUAUUUACAUUCAAACAUUCAAUUAUCUCUUGAAGAAAAUUAAAAAUGUUUUUAUCUUUCGUUCGAUUGGGUUAUAUUUUUCUGUUGUAGCAUAUGUCAUUAUUUCAAAUUCGAUAUUUUGUUUCAUGAAUUAUUAACUCAAUGAAAUAUCUUAGCGUUAGUGAUUCGGACUUGUUUCUACAGAUUUGUAAACACAUAAAAAGUAUCUACCUGCUGAACACUGGGCCAGAUGUACAGGAUCAUAUCUAAAACCUGUCCAGGUACAGAGCUUCAUUUGCCAUACCUGAGAGGAACAGGGGUUAAUCUUCUACACUUGUCCAUCUCCAGACGUAGUUCUGCUAGGCCCGACAGGUAUACAGGUUCAUCUGCUACAUCGGACAGGUACACGGUAGAUCUACUUUACCUGACGGGUAUACAGGUAGAUCUACUAUGCCUAACAUUAUACAGGUAGAUCUGCUACACCAGACAGGCAUACGGGUAGAUUUACUACACCUGACAUGUAUACAGGUAGAUCUGCUACACCGGACAGGUACACGGGUAGAUCUACUAUUCCUGACAGGUAUACAGGUAGAUCUGCUACACCGGACAGGUACACGGGUAGAUCUACUAUACCUAACAGGUAUACAGGUAGAUUUGCUACACCAGGUGUACAGGUAGACCUAGGUAACUAUAACGCAUAACGUGUUUUCCUAGAAAUAAAUUCCAUACUUAUCACAUUAACUAUUAAAACACUGACCACUUUCCACACAGUAUGUACACACAUAUAUAUAUUACGUAAAACACGAACGCAAAGCAGAACAAAUGGUCUAUAUUUAGCAUGGCGUUUGUUUACAACACUGCAGUAGUGGUGGUAGUAACAGUAAACACUUAAUGGCCCUCAGCAGGCAGGUCAAUUAGCGUCAAUGGGGAUGUUGUCCAGGCAUUUGAUAUUUUAUGAGAUUCCAUUUGUAUUUAUAAACUACUAAAAUAAGUUAAGGUCAAAACUUGAACAAAACAUAUUGGUAUAGUUAAAUAAAUGUAGUAAAAUUAACUAUACCUAUAUGAAAGAAUAUCUCGGACCUUAACUAUUUUUAAGCAGUAUAUAAUGUACAGCUGAUAUGAAAACCUUAUUCACUUAAAAGCCUAAGAUGUGUAUUGAAUUUAAUGAAGUGAAUAUUGUUAUUUUUCUGGAAAUUAUUAUAAUUAUUGUAGGAUAUUUCCCAGCAUGUUGUUCAUUUCGUACUUCAUUUUGGCAAUUUGUUGAUAAAGUAAUAUUCUCAAAUAUUCACAUUAAUAGUAUUAUUCUGAAUAUUCUUUUGAAAACAGUGUUAACACUAUUACCAUGAUGUAAUACGUUACAAUUAUUUGAUGGUAUAAUACCCAAAUAACCAAUGGUCUUCCCGCCUGUUUUGCAUUAUGACGUCACGAUGACGUCAUUUCUUUCAGCCCACCUGUAAUCAAAGAGUUCUAUCCAGAAGUAUGUAUAUUUUAUUAAUAAAUGUAUAUUGUUACAGCAA
This is a messenger RNA of Haliotis rubra (blacklip abalone), 6117 nucleotides long. RefSeq lists its product as uncharacterized. The record is from RefSeq and is a predicted model, not a curated record. NCBI's taxonomy places the organism in Eukaryota, Metazoa, Mollusca, Gastropoda, Lepetellida, Haliotidae.